GCUAGCAGAACACAAAUCAACUAAAGCCGCCAUGACCAGCUGACCAUUGCCAGCAUCAACAUGAAGCUCGUUUUGCCUAUCCUCCUCUCCCUGAUAUCAGAAUUCAGCACUGUCAUCAGUGGCAGCAACCCUCCACAGUUCGUCUACAACGGCUUCACCGGCAGCAACCUCACCGUAGACGGCUCGGCGAGGAUCACGUCGGCCGGCCUCAUCGAGCUGACCAACGACACGUCCAGGAUCAAAGGCCAUGCCUUGUAUCCGUCUCCGCUUCGCUUCCGCCAUUCUCCGGACAGCAUGGUGCAGUCUUUCUCCCUCUCGUUCGUGUUCGGACUCCUCUCUUCCUUCUCUGACAUCAGAGGCCAUGGCCUUGCCUUCUUCAUCGCCCCAACCGCCGAUUUCACCGGCGCUUUCCCUAUCCAGUUCAUGGGACUUCUCAACUCAACUGACAACGGGAACUCAAGCAACCACAUCUUUGCAGUUGAGCUUGACACUGUCCAGAACACUGAGUUUGGGGACAUCGACAACAACCAUGUCGGCGUCGACAUCAACAGCCUCAGCUCUCUCAAGUCCAGCACGGCUGGGUUCCAUGAUGACAGCAAUGGGAGGUUCACAAACCUGCAGCUCCGGGGAAGUGGUCCAAUCCAAGCUUGGGUGGAGUACGAUGGGAACACGACACGGAUCCAUGUGACAAUAGCACCCCUUGGCAUGCAAAAACCUGUGACGCCACUGCUCUCCUUAACCUAUAACCUCUCAACAGUUGUAACAGAGGAAGCAUACAUUGGUUUCUCAUCUGCAACAGGCUUAAGCACAGGGCAUCAUCACUGCGUGCUUGGCUGGAGUUUUGGCAUGAAUAGUCCAGCUCCAAGCAUUGACUCUGCAAAGCUACCCAAACUGCCUUAUCUUGGUCCAAGACCUCCAUCUAGAAUCAUGGAGAUCACUCUACCAAUUGCAUCUGCACUUUUUGUAUUACUUACUGGAACUAUAGUUGUUCUACUUGUGAGGAGACAUUUUAGAUAUAAGGAGGUACAUGAAGAUUGGGAGGUCGAGUAUGGCCCACACCGGUUCGCUUACAAGGAUUUAUAUAACGCCACCAAAGGAUUUAGUGCAAAGAACUUGAUAGGGGUGGGUGGAUUUGGUAGGGUGUACAAGGGAGUGCUUCCUACAUCAAAAUCAGAGGUUGCGGUAAAGCGGGUACCAUAUAACUCAAUGCAGGGUACAAAGCAGUUCGUUGCUGAAGUUGUAAGCAUGGGGCACCUCCAACACAACAAUGUUGUGACAUUAUUUGGGUAUUGUAGGCGAAAAGGUGAACUCCUUCUGGUGUAUGACUAUAUGGUAAAUGGAAGUCUUGACAAAUACUUGUAUGGUAAAGAGGGCAGGGCCAUCCUUGAUUGGGGACAGAGGUUUAGGAUCAUCAAAGGAAUUGCAGCCGGGUUGCUCUACCUCCAUGAGGAAUGGGACAAGGUUAUAAUACAUCGCGAUGUCAAGCCAAGCAAUGUUCUUCUUGACCAAGAGAUGAAAGCACAACUGGGAGAUUUUGGCCUCGCGAGGUUAUAUGAUCAUGGCACUGAUCCACAGACCACACAUGUUGUUGGCACAAUAGGAUACCUAGCUCCAGAGCUAGUGCAUAGAGGCAAGGCAACCACUCUUACUGAUGUAUUUGCCUUUGGAGUUUUUAUUCUUGAGGUUACUUGUGGGAAAAAGCCAGUGACUGAAGACACCCAAGGCCACCAGCUCAUGUUGGUCGAUUGGGUGAUUCAGAAUUGGCAUGAAGAUAAACUCCUUGAUUCAGUGGAUAUCAGACUCCAAGGUAACUAUGAUGUCGCUGAGGUGUGCCUUGCAUUGAAGUUAGGAUUGUUGUGCUCUCACCCAUUUCCGGAUGCAAGGCCUUACAUGCGGCAAGUCUUGCAGUAUCUUGAUGGUGACGUGCCACUACCAGAGCUACUGCCAACACACUUUAGCUUCCAUAUGUUGACCUUAGUGCAAAACGAUGGGCCGGGAAUUAGGACCCUAAAUAGAGGAGUGACCUCACAAUACUUGGGUCUCCUCAACAAAACAAGUGAUCGCAAUUCAAGUAACCACAUAUUUGCAGUCGAGCUUGAUACUAGCCAAAACACCGAGUUCAACGAUAUCGAUGACAACCACAUCGGCAUCGACAUCAAUAGCCUCACCUCAUUUCAGUCCCACUCAGCUGGCUUCUUCGAUGACAGCAAGGAUGGUAUGUUCAGUAACUUGUCCCUUAUUAGUAGUAGAGAGAUGCAAGUGUGGGUGGACUACAGUGCAGAGGCCACACAGAUCAAUGUGACCAUGGCUCCCCUCAAGGUAACCAAACCAUCCAGACCUCUACUUUCAGCUACCUACAACCUUUCCACAGUGUUGGAAGACCCAUCCUACAUUGGUUUCUCUGCAUCAACUGGUCCAAUUUAUUCACUGUAUUGUGUGCUCGGCUGGAGCUUCAGCUUGGGCAUCAAUAGUUCAGCUCCCCAGAUCGAUAUCGCCAAGUUGCCAAAGCUACCUCAGGUUGGCCCGAAACCUCAGUCCAAGGUGCUCAAGAUCACCCUACCAAUAGCCACAGCCAUAUUCAUCCUCAUUAUCGGAACAACGAUAAUUCUAUUUGUGCGUAGGCAAAUGAAGUUUGCUGAGAUAAAAGAAGACUGGGAAGAUGAGUUUGGACCACAUCGGUUUUCGUACAAGGAUUUGUUCCAUGCUACAGAUGGCUUCAAGAACAAUAAUCUACUUGGCCUAGGAGGAUUUGGGAAGGUGUAUAAAGGUGUGCUUCCUGUCUCCAAAUUAGAGAUUGCUGUUAAGAGGGUGUCACAUGACUCAAAGCAAGGAAUGAAGGAGUUUAUUGCUGAGAUUGUCAGUAUUGGCCGUCUCCGUCAUCGCAACCUUGUCCAGCUACUUGGUUAUUGCAGAAGAAAAGGUGAACUCCUAUUGGUAUAUGACUAUAUGGCAAAUGGAAGUCUUGAUAAGUAUUUACAUUGUGAGGAGGAUAAGCCCACUCUGAAUUGGUCCCAAAGGUUUCAAAUCAUCAAAGAUGUUGCAUUUGGCCUAUUCUAUCUCCAUGAGAGGUGUGAGAAAGUUGUAAUCCACCGAGACAUCAAAGCAAGCAAUGUGCUACUUGAUUGUGAGAUGAAUGGACGUCUAGGUGACUUUGGUCUUGCAAGGUUGUAUGAUCAUGGUAGCGACCCACAAACAACACAUGUAGUUGGUACCAUGGGAUAUCUAGCCCCAGAACUGGCACGCACUGGUAAGGCGACACCUAUGACAGAUGUGUAUGCAUUUGGUAUUUUCAUCCUUGAGGUAACCUGUGGGCAAAGACCUAUCAGUAGUCAUGCAGAGGAUAGUUCGCAGAUCCUUAUUGAUUGGGUAGUCGAGCAUUGGCACAAAGGUUCACUUACAUACACACUUGACCAUAGGUUACAAGGCAACUGCAACGCAGAUGAGGUAGAUCUGGCGUUAACUCUAGGAUUGUUGUGUGCACAUCCAGUUUGCAAUGCAAGGCCGAGUAUGAGGCAAGUCACACAAUACCUUAACGGAGAGAUGCCACUCCCAGAAAUAAUGCCCAGAAACUUGAGUUAUAGCGUGUUGGGCCUGAUGCAAAAUGAAGGUUUUGACCAGUAUAUAUCCACAGUUGGCAGCAGUGGCAUCACCUCCAGCUUCUUGAGUGGAAGGUGAUGAUAGAUGGAUAGCAGCCCCAGGGGAUAGAUCAUCUGGUAAUUAGUAUGCCUAAACUACUAGUGUAUCAACAUGUGGUCUUACACAGUUUGACAUUUUUUAAGUCUUACUCCGUAUGUAUUAAAAGUUGAAGAGGUGAUUUCUUUGUAAAAUUUGAAUUUCACAAUGGUGAAAAAAACUUUAAAUGGA
Molecule: messenger RNA, 3864 nt
Organism: Sorghum bicolor (sorghum)
Lineage: Eukaryota; Viridiplantae; Streptophyta; Magnoliopsida; Poales; Poaceae
Product: L-type lectin-domain containing receptor kinase IV.2
Exons: 4
Coding region: 61-3675 (1204 amino acids)
Biological process (GO): protein phosphorylation
Cellular component (GO): plasma membrane
Molecular function (GO): protein kinase activity; ATP binding; carbohydrate binding
Source: RefSeq, a predicted model, not a curated record